Messenger RNA from Labrus bergylta (ballan wrasse), 1513 nucleotides. The record is from RefSeq and is a predicted model, not a curated record. Lineage: Eukaryota; Metazoa; Chordata; Actinopteri; Labriformes; Labridae.
AUGGCAGAGGAAUGUGAACUGUGGGGUGCGUCGGAGAUAAUUAAAGACAGGCUGUACUUUUCCACGCUGCACAUCAAACCAAAGACGACAGCCAACACACAUUAUUUCAGCACAGAUGAGGAAUUCAUUUAUGAGAGUUUCUAUGCAGACUUUGGGCCUCUUAACCUGGGCAUGCUGUACAAAUACUGCUGCAAACUCAACAAGAAGCUGAAGUCUUUCACCAUGUAUAGAAAGAAACUGGUCCACUACACCAGUAACGAUCAAAAGAAGAGAGCCUGUGCUGCUGUUCUCAUUGGUGGAUACUCUGUGAUCAUCUAUUUAAAAAGAAGCCCAGAAGAAGCCUACAGAACUCUGAUCUGAAACAACACAGGCUUCCUCCCAUUCAGGGAUGCAGCAGUGGGAGAGUGCUUGUUGGACCUCACAGUUCUCGACUGCUUACAUGGAAUACAUAAGGCAUUUCAACAUGGUUUCUUUGACUUUGAAACUUUCCAGGUCGAUGAAUAUGAACACUAUGAGCGGGUAGAAAAUGGAGAUAUGAACUGGAUUAUCCCAGGGAAAGUGUUGGCGUUCAGCAGCCCUCACCACCGCAGUAAGGUUGAGAACGGUUAUCCUCUCCACGCACCAGAGGCCUACUUUUCCUACUUUCUUCAGAAUAACGUCACAGCCGUGGUCCGCUUGAACAGGAAGAUGUACGAAGGCAAACGGUUUGAAGAUGCAGGUUUUGAGCACCAUGACCUCUUCUUCCUGGACGGGACCACACCAUCUGACAUCAUCGUUAGGCGCUUCCUGCAUGUGUGUGAGAGCACAGAAGGAGCUGUGGCUGUGCACUGUAAAGCAGGCCUGGGCCGUACUGGCACUCUGAUUGGCUGCUACAUGAUGAAGCACUACCGGUUCACUGCAGCCGAGGCCAUCGCUUGGAUCAGAAUUUGCCGGCCUGGAUCCAUCAUUGGUCCCCAGCAGAACUUCUUAGAGGAAAAACAACAUAGUUUGUGGAUCCAAGGUGAUGUCCAUCGCUCCAAACAGAAACUGGUGCAACAGAGACUGAGUCGGCAACAGCAGCUCAAACAGCAGCGUGUGCAGCUGCAAAGUCCUGGUUCUGAGGGGGUCAGACAGGAAGCCAUGUCCCGCCUUCUCUCAAGCAUCGAGGACCUGUCAAUCAACACUUCCCUUUCCAAAACAUACAGCCUGGAUGAAAUUCAUUUGAAGGACAGCAGUCUUACUCAAGGAGACAAACUGAGAACACUGAAGUCCAAACGCCCGCCUCGAUCAGCCUCCUCCUCCUCAAGGUUGAACCUGUCCAUGGCGUCUCACUCCUCCAUUCUGCCACCUCCAAAGUCCCCUAAAAUGCCCCUCCCCUUCACCUUAUCGCCCUCCUCCUCCAAGAAGCUGGUACGAAGCUCCUCCUCGUCCGCCACACAGGUCAAGAGUCCCUUCAGCCUCAGUCUGUUCAGUGCCAGGCCCGCCAUCAUUCCCUGACCUCUUCUCUUCACAAGUUCAGUCGACGGAGUCUAAA